AACAUAAAAAUACAGGAACUGGGCCUGGCGCACAUCGCCGACUCCUUCAUCGGCGACGAAGAGACCCGCGGCAUCUCCGGCGGCGAAAAGAAGCGCGUCUCCAUCGGCGUCGACAUCAUCCACAACCCCCCCAUCCUUCUCCUCGACGAACCCACCUCCGGUCUCGACAGCUCUUCUGCCCUCCAACUCAUCCACCUCCUCACCUCCCUCUCCGCCCAAAAAAAUCAAAUUUUGAUCCUCACCAUCCACCAACCAAGCUACCGAAUCCUCAAACACAUCUCCACUUUCCUCCUCCUCUCCCGCGGCAGAGCCGCCCACUUCGGCAAUCUCUCAUCCCUCAAAACCUCCAUCUCCAACCUCGGCUUCACCAUCCCCCGCCAACUCAACCCCUUAGAACUGGCAAUGGAGAUCAUCCUUCAGUUAGAAGAGCAGUACAAUUCCCCCAAUCAAUUCACCGAUUUAGAUCUCUCCAAUCAACAUCCCCAACACCCCUCCGUAAUCAAAAAGCGCAAAAACUACAUCUCCAGGUUCGAUGAAGUGGGUUCACUCUCAUGGAGGUUUUGGAAAAUCAUGUACAGAACAAAACAGCUUUUUUUAGCCAGAACAGCGCAAGCCAUCGUGGGAGGCUUCAGUCUCGGCAGCGUUUACCUUAGACUGAAAGCAGACGAGGCCGGAGUUGCAGAGAGGCUCGGAUUCUUAGCCUUCACCCUCAGCUUCCUCCUCUCCUCCACUGUUGAAGCUCUGCCCAUAUUCUUACAGGAGCGCAGAGUUUUAAUGAGAGAGUCUUCCAGAAAAAUGUACCGACUUUCUUCAUACAUGAUAGCCAAUGCAGUUGUCACCAUUCCUUUCUUGCUCGUGGUGGCCAUCCUCUUCGCAGUUCCUGCUUACUGGCUGGUUGGUUUAAACCCAAAUGUCUACGCUUUCCUGUUCUUUAUAAUGGCGGUAUGGCUGAUAGUCCUGAUGGCGAGCUCCCUGGUUCUGUUUCUGAGCGCGGUGGCGUCUGAUUACGUGGUGGGGAACUAUUUAAUCUGCGUUUUUUUAGGGUUUUUCUUUUUGUUUUCUGGGUAUUUUAUAGGGAAGGAAAGCCUGCCAAAGUUCUGGCUUUUUAUGUACUACGCAUCGCUGUACAGGUAUCCGUUGGAUGCCUUGCUGGUGAACGAGUAUUGGAGUGAUAGGCAGAGAUGUUUUAAAUGGUUGGGAGGAGAGCAGGGGACGGUUUGUUUGAUGAACGGUGGAGAUGCGCUGAGGAGCAGGGGGUUGGAGAAGGAUAUUAGGUGGGUCAAUGUUGGGGUUAUGUGUGGUUUCUUCUUUCUUUAUAGGGUUUUGUGUUGGUUGGUUUUGGUUAGAAGGGCUUCCCGGACCAUGCUUUGAUCAAAGUGUGGUUAAUGAGUUUAACCGGAUUAUGGUUAUUGUAAUUUCAUGUAUUUUUUUAAUAGUUUUGAGAUUAUCAUAAUUUCUAGGCAUUUUGGGUACAUACCAUCAACUUUAAAUGUUCUCAUGUA
Messenger RNA from Phalaenopsis equestris, 1502 nucleotides. Its product is annotated as ABC transporter G family member 23. The transcript has a single exon. NCBI's taxonomy places the organism in Eukaryota, Viridiplantae, Streptophyta, Magnoliopsida, Asparagales, Orchidaceae. The record is from RefSeq and is a predicted model, not a curated record. The annotation marks the transcript as partial. Gene Ontology annotation, cellular component: membrane. Gene Ontology annotation, molecular function: ATP binding; ATP hydrolysis activity; ABC-type transporter activity.